Messenger RNA from Polypterus senegalus (gray bichir), 1846 nucleotides. It is a transcript of the gene foxe1, whose product is annotated as forkhead box E1. Lineage: Eukaryota; Metazoa; Chordata; Cladistia; Polypteriformes; Polypteridae. The transcript has a single exon. Gene Ontology annotation, molecular function: DNA-binding transcription factor activity, RNA polymerase II-specific; RNA polymerase II cis-regulatory region sequence-specific DNA binding. The record is from RefSeq and is a predicted model, not a curated record. Gene Ontology annotation, biological process: cell differentiation; regulation of transcription by RNA polymerase II; anatomical structure morphogenesis. Bases 104 to 1381 code for a protein of 425 amino acids.
UCUCAAUAGACCGCAAAAAGGUAGGGAAGGAGCUGUCAUGCACAAGCCGAGCGCGCCGUGAUCGUCUCAGGUGUUUCUUUCAGCGUUUUGCGUCUCGCUACGUAUGCUUUGGGAUUUUAGGUUGAAUUUCCCCCUCUUCAGUGGACUGUUUUGCUCUUUUGACCCUCUUUAUAACCAUUUUGGUGAAAGGACUAGGGGCAGCCAGCUGUGCCUGCAUGUGCCUGACUCGCCGGACGCCCUCCUGGACCUCUGUGACCUGCCAGUGCCGCCGGCUCCCAUGACAGCAGAAAGGCAGCAGCCUCCGUCCCAGACAUCAGUGCACUCCGCAAUCAACAUGCCAGUCGUCAAAGUGGAGAAGGAGUGCCCGUCGGACAGCCACGGAGACGGAGAAGAACCCCCGAAGGGCAGGCGGAGGAAGCGACCCCUCCAGAGAGGCAAGCCCCCCUAUAGUUACAUCGCCCUCAUCUCCAUGGCUAUCGCCAAUUCGGCGGAGAGGAGGCUUACGCUCGGGGGUAUCUACAAGUUUAUUAUGGAACGGUUCCCAUUUUACCGGGACAACUCGAAAAAGUGGCAGAACUCCAUUCGACAUAACCUGACUCUCAACGACUGUUUCAUCAAGAUUCCACGAGAGCCCGGGCGCCCCGGAAAGGGCAACUACUGGGCACUGGACCCCAAUGCAGAGGACAUGUUCGAGAGUGGGAGCUUUCUCAGGCGAAGGAAAAGGUUCAAGCGGUGCGAUCUGACAACGUACCCGAACUACAGCCACGAUUCUCCCGUCUUCGCGCCUAUGCAAGUCGCCAGGUCGCCAUAUGCCAACUCCAUGUACACGAACAUGACUGGGGGCGCUCCUUAUGGUCAACAGGUGGCUCCGCACUCAUCUGUCUACUACCCAUCGACUUCCCCAAAUUUUACCUCCAGUCAGUCCCGAAUGUUCAGUAUUAACAACCUCAUAGGGCACCACGGUGGACUGGCUGCCGGGACGGAUCUCAUGCAGCAGCCCACCCGCAAUCACAGCCCGGACAUGUGCGCGACGACCACCUCCUGUACCCUGGCGGCCGCAUCCUUUCAGGCCCAGUCCUGUGGGGGCAGCAUGCUGUCCAGAGCCACCAAUCAGAUGUCCUACCCGUACACGGUGACAAACGGAGCCCUGACUGUGAGCCAGCCGUCCUAUUCACAGGGCAGCAACGCCAUGUACGGGGCGCCGGGGCGCCUGGCAAUGCCAGCCGCCCCCACUGUGGGUACAGACGGCGUGGAUCUCUAUGGACGAGUAUCGCCAGGUCAGUACACGGCGUUGGCGCAGUACAGCAAUAAUGGAGCGAAUGCUUACCUGAGACACACGCCCUAUUCGGGCAACAUGGACAGGUUUGUACCGGCCAUUUAGAGGGAGACCCCUCAGCAGGGCAGAACUGGGACCCUUAAUGCUACCAAGGCGUUGGACAGCCGACCUCAAAGACAAAGUGUCACGUUUACAGCAGCAGGACCCGCUUUGUUCUUGCCUGUCUCCUUUUUUAAGUUGGUAUUUAUUUAUUCGAUGCGCAUUUAGCAGCACUUGUCACCAAGUCCACGGAGUCCAACGGUGAGCAGAGGGGACAUCGCCAUUAAAAAACAAAAAAUAAAGCUGCGUUUGUGCAGGACAAGCAGUCGGCGAAAUGGACAGGAAAGCUGGACUUUGUGCCUAAUCAGUGGCCUUCGCUUUAUAGUGACACUCGCCGAUUUAAUUCCGUAAGCAAUGCUCUUUCUUGACAUCUUGAUAUAGUGCCUUUAUUGGUGGUCCCAGAAUGAUUCUAUAAUGCAAAGCUAUAGAGCUUUCUUUCUUUCUUAUAUAUUAAAAAUUGAUUUUAUUGAA